Phyllotreta striolata is the source of this 2593-nucleotide messenger RNA. Lineage: Eukaryota; Metazoa; Arthropoda; Insecta; Coleoptera; Chrysomelidae. The record is from the annotation of a GenBank genome assembly.
CGAGAUCGCAGUAGGCUAUAAAAGCAACCGACAUUGAAAGUCGACGUCAAAUUUAUUUCAACCGCUAGCGAGUGAGGCGACCCUUUAAAGUGGUUUUCCAAGCGUUUUUAAAGCGAUUUUUCACUGAAAAGCUCUUAUAUUUGUGAAGAUUUUAACGUAAAUCAGUAAAGAUGCCUGAAGAAACCGGUUCUGGAGAUGUCGAAACCUUCGCCUUCCAGGCGGAGAUCGCCCAAUUGAUGAGCUUGAUCAUCAACACCUUCUACUCCAACAAGGAAAUCUUCCUCAGAGAAUUGAUUUCGAACUCCUCUGACGCUUUGGACAAGAUCCGCUACCAAUCGCUCACCAACCCCUCGUGUCUCGAUUCCGGAAAGGACUUGCAAAUCAAGAUCGUGCCCAACAAGACCGAAGGUACCCUCACCAUCAUCGAUACCGGUAUCGGUAUGACCAAAGCUGAUUUGGUGAACAAUUUGGGUACCAUCGCCAAGUCUGGCACCAAGGCCUUCAUGGAGGCGCUUCAAGCCGGAGCCGAUAUCAGUAUGAUUGGUCAAUUUGGUGUGGGUUUCUACUCCGCCUACCUGAUAGCCGAUAGGGUUACUGUCGUUUCGAAGAACAACGACGACGAGCAGUACAUAUGGGAGUCAUCUGCCGGAGGUAGCUUCACCAUUCGCUCAGACCAAGGCGAGCCCUUGGGUCGCGGUACCAAGAUCGUCUUGCACAUCAAGGAGGACCAGACUGAAUUCCUGGAAGAGAACAAAAUCAAGGAGAUCGUCAAGAAACACUCUCAAUUCAUUGGCUACCCGAUUAAAUUGCUGGUCGAAAAAGAAAGGGAAAAGGAAUUGAGCGACGACGAAGUCGAAGAAGAGAAGAAGGAAGAAGAAAGCGACGACAAACCCAAGAUCGAAGAUGUAGGAGAGGAUGAAGACGAAGACAAGAAAGACGAGGAUAAGAAGAAGAAGAAGAAGACCAUCAAAGAAAAGUACACUGAAGAUGAGGAAUUGAACAAAACUAAACCGAUCUGGACCAGAAACGCCGAUGAUAUUACACAGGAGGAAUACGGUGAAUUCUACAAAUCUUUGACCAACGAUUGGGAGGACCAUUUGGCUGUGAAACACUUCAGCGUUGAAGGUCAACUCGAAUUUAGGGCCCUUCUAUUCGUCCCGCGUCGUGUACCAUUCGACCUGUUCGAAAACAAGAAGAAGAAGAACAACAUCAAACUCUACGUCAGGAGGGUGUUCAUCAUGGACAACUGCGAGGACCUCAUUCCCGAAUACCUCAACUUCAUUAAGGGAGUAGUAGACUCUGAAGAUUUACCACUGAACAUUUCCAGAGAAAUGCUUCAACAAAACAAGAUCCUGAAAGUAAUCCGCAAGAACUUGGUAAAGAAAUGUUUAGAAUUAUUCGAAGAACUCACCGAAGACAAGGACGGUUUCAAGAAAUUCUACGAACAAUUCUCUAAAAACAUCAAAUUGGGUAUCCACGAGGAUUCGCAGAAUAGAGCUAAAUUGGCCGAUUUGUUGAGAUACCACACGUCUGCCAGCGGUGACGAGGCGUGCUCUAUGAAAGACUACGUUAGCCGCAUGAAGGAGAACCAGAAGCACAUUUACUACAUCACCGGCGAAAACAAGGAGCAGGUGGCCCAUUCCGCUUUCGUAGAGCGUGUCAAGAAGCGCGGCUUCGAAGUAGUUUACAUGACUGAACCCAUCGAUGAGUACGUCGUACAGCAACUCAAGGAAUACGAUGGAAAGAGCUUAGUGUCUGUAACCAAGGAAGGUUUGGAACUGCCCGAAGACGAAGACGAGAAGAAGAAGCGCGAAGAAGACAAAGCCAAGUACGAAGGUCUCUGCAAAGUCAUGAAGAGCAUCCUCGACAACAAAGUGGAAAAGGUUGUCGUUUCUAACCGUCUAGUAGAAUCUCCUUGUUGUAUUGUAACAUCCCAAUUUGGAUGGACGGCGAAUAUGGAGCGUAUCAUGAAGGCUCAAGCCCUCCGUGACACUUCUACCAUGGGUUACAUGGCGGCCAAGAAGCACUUGGAAAUCAACCCUGACCAUUCUAUCAUCGAGAACUUAAGGCAAAAGACUGAAGUGGACAAGAAUGACAAGGCUGUUAAGGAUUUGGUAAUUUUGCUGUUCGAAACUGCACUCCUCAGUUCUGGAUUCACCCUGGAUGAGCCCCAAGUGCACGCCUGCAGGAUUUACAGGAUGAUCAAGUUGGGUUUGGGCAUCGAUGAGGAGGAAUCCAUGCUUACUGAAGACACCCCGGCAGGUGAUGCUCCGCCAGUAGAGUCUGGUGAUGGUGAAGAUGCUUCGCGAAUGGAGGAAGUAGAUUAAAUUAAAGCGUAACUCGAUUAUCUGUGGCAUUUUUUUGAGAAGAGCAUGUGUUGUAAUAUGUUCCGAAUCUUAUACCAGUUUUCUUCAUUCCUUAUUUUGUAAAUAUUUAUUUUGAACGUUUUUAUAUACUUACAAUUAGUAUUACUCGAAAAUGUUACUCUGUAAUCUGGCUACCAAGUCAUUGGCUGUGUAGGAGUACUAACGACUUAACGUCAUCCAGCAGUUGUACUGAUUUUCUUCUGAAUAAAAGUUUGAUUUUGAUUUUA